Molecule: messenger RNA, 3738 nt
Organism: Chiloscyllium plagiosum (whitespotted bambooshark)
Lineage: Eukaryota; Metazoa; Chordata; Chondrichthyes; Orectolobiformes; Hemiscylliidae
Source: RefSeq, a predicted model, not a curated record
AGCUCAGUGAGCAAACCUACAUCCAGAACCUCAAUGUGAGUUACAGAUCUUCUCAAAACUCGCUGUCAAAGGAAUUUUCUGUAUGGAGAAAACUGUUUCUUGAUCUCAUUCCAGAAUUACCUAGUUUUAAUUUGAAGGCAGCAUCCCCUUUUAUUUCCAGGUUAGAGUAUCUUUCCUGUACUGACCAAUCAAAUAAUUUUAUAUUUGUCAUCCAUGCAUCUUCUAAACAUGGGGUUGGUAGCGUGGUAGGGAAAUCCUCUUGCACAUUAUCUACAUGUUUAAGAGGUGUCUGUAUAGAUAGGAUUGGGUAUGGGUACUAUCUGCCUUUGUUCUUUAAAGUGGUGUAAAUGACCAGUCUGCUGAAGUUAUAUUGUAGAAAAUUAGUUAACAUUGUGUACGCAGCUCCAACAAAGCUGCUAAAUUGUCUUUUUGUUUCAGAUAUUGACUGGCCUGGCAGUGGGAAUCCCUUUGUUUCAUCUGAUGCCCCUUUCUGAUUGUCAUUAGCCGCUUAUUUCUCCUGUAUCCUAGUCUUCACAGGCUGCUUCUCUUAUUAGAAUGCAGUGUUCAAUUUACAGCAUCUUUGUGCACAAUUCUUCAAAAGGUGCAGUUAUUCCUCCUACAGGUAAACACUAAAACUCCAAAGGACUCAGAAUGCUCAGUCGGUUGCAGGAGCUGAAGAAAGAAGAAGAAGCUCUACUGAAAGUCAAAACCAGUUUACAAGAUCAAUUAAACCGACUCAAGGUAGAAGAGUUGGCCCUUCGCUCGAUGAUCAUGACUAGGGAAGAUGGUGAUGAUGACACUGACAACUGUGGUCAAGCAGCUGAACCUGUAGAGUCCUCAAUGCAGGUGGAUGAUGCGAGUGUUAUCAAUCAAACCCAGCUUCAGUUGAGCACAUUACAGUCUGUUAGAAAUGCGUCACAGGAAAAUGAGGAAGAGGAGGAGGAUGAAGAAUGCAUCUCCUAAAUAGGUCAGUUUUCAGAAAAGAAUGCAAAGAAGUCCUACCAACAGAAUGUACUCAGCUUCAUUUGAAGAUGGAGUGUUGAACUGCGCUUGUAUUCAGAGUUUCGUCUUUACAGCAAUGCAUCAGAGCUCAUUGUUUCUCAAUAUGUGUACACUCAGCUAUACACUGGAAAGAUGGUCACCACAGGGGACUGUCUGCCAUCUCUGAGCCUGCAGUCUGCUAUCUGUUGGGGAUAUUGAAUGUUUUUUAAAUAGUUAUCCUCAUUGCUAUACCUCCUUUCAUGAGAGAAACGGAAAAAGACUGAAAGUGAGAAGAAAAUGGGAACUUGACAUUUAACUUACUGUAUAAAGGAAACAUGAACUUUUUUUUAAUACAGCAAAGCAUUGAAGAAUUCUUGGAUUAAAACAAUUUUAAACUGAAAUGCCAGAUUGUUGCUGAGGGAAUAAAAGUGAGAUUCUACAAUGCUGAGCUUUUAGAACACCAGAUCAAUAGACAAAUAUAAAAGUCCAUUAGACUAUAGAGUAUCUGUUCUCAGCUAAUGUGAGACUUUAUGGUUUGUGAGCCUUACUGAGGCUGUGUAACGGUGGGUAACUGAUACCACAGCAGUACUUUGUGACAGAUAUUCUUACUUAAAUGAGCCACAAAAGAAUUGAAGAUUGUUGGCCUUGAGCUGUAUGAGUUUGAAAUAAUAAUGUUAAAUAUCUUAAAGAAUAGGGUUGUAUGUAAUAAUGAGGGUGAGUUGGAUGUGGUUCAAUGUUUUGCCUCCUUGCAUGGAUACAUUUCUUUUGAGUUUUGGAAGUGAUUUUAAUGUUCAAUGAGUUGUUGGCCACUUCAUUUAUUUUUGUUUAUAAAGCCAUGAAGAGCAGUUACUGCAGCCUCCUAAUAUAAGAUUGUAAUAAUCUGUCAGCCAGUCCCUUUGCUGUGAUUCACAGUCGCUGUAUUUGAGUUUAUCCACAGUCACUCUUAGCUGCUUUUGUGCAAGUCAAUUUAAUUCACAGCAUAGACGUGGGAUAUAUCUAUAGGUUAACUUUGUGAAUUCAUGGAGCCUAACUUUGAGCUAUGUGAGUUACUGAGACUUGCCUCCAAACAAAAAGCAAAGCAGGAGUGUAAAUAUGUACAAUACUGAGUUUAAUUCAGUCAUUGCCUGUGUUUUUAAAAUACAAUUAUCUUGAGUUCCCAGCAUUGUGGCCAACUCCACUGUGUCCAUAUGACAGGCCAAAAAUGUUGCUAUGGAAUGUGUUUAUAUUGCACCUUUUCAAAACAGCCACAAUUUGGUUGAUUUUUCUUUGUGUGCCUUUUAAAAUAGAGGUGUCACUGUGCAGAUCAAGUGGGUCUUCAGUAGCCCCAAGUACUAUUCAAUCUUGAGUAAAAUACACCGUGACUCUGUGAGCUCAUUCAAAUCAAACCAAGCAUUAAGGCUAUAGCAUCAGUAAUAAAGCUGCAAAUUUGAGCAUUCCAGUUCGAAAAUUGAAUAUUUUGAUUUAUGGAAUGCAAGAAAAAUAAUCAUUGUGUUGUGUCUGAAACCAUCAGCGGGGUUUCAGUUGUUUUAGAGUGUAAUGAUAUUUGCAUGACAUUUCUUUGUGGGCAGUUGCCAACUGGUUUGUUUUGAAAGAGUGAAUUUCAUAUGGUGAUACCCGAAGAGAUUUGUCUUCAGGUGAAAGCAGCCUUAGAAGAUGGAGUAUAAUUGGACAAGGGUGGAGAGGUAAUUCAAUCCCUAUUUUGAAGUUACAAGUUCUGCUUUUGUUUUAUAUUUCUGAUAUAAGUUCCAGUUUAAAUGCAGUAUAACACACAUUUGCAGGUAAGUAUAAUUUUAAUGUGGCACAUUUUAUAAUUAAAAUAUCAACAUGGAUGCAAGAAUUUACACUGGAGUAAGUUAGCGUCCAGUGUAUGCAUAUUCUUCAUAUUAGAGACAGAAUGAUGAUUGCUUUAUAAACUUCUGUAUUAUUGUAGCAGGCUGUGAACUGCCAGUAAAUCCAUGAAUGUGCUUAAAGGUUAUCUUGGUCAAGAUGUUGAGAUCCUGCCUCACAGCUUCAAAGAAAAUCUUAAGCUUUUGCCUGAUAUUGAAACUGUGAAUGUAGAAGUUAUUUUUAAAACACCGUAAAACUGUGUAAAACAUAUGGAAGAAAAAUGUGUGUCCUGUAACACUUUAACAGCCAGUGAAACAGCUUUUCAUGUUCAGUGAAAAUAAGGCUGAUUUGUUUCUCAUUAGAGUUCAUUUUAAGUUAGACUCAUAAGUUUCAAAUAUGUGGCCAAUAGUUAACACCAACCUGCAGCAUCCUGGCUGAUGGAAUGAGAGCUGAUGGUGAGCUGCACAAUUCACUGUAAAGGCACGUGCAAACAGAAAAGAGCUACAAAGAUGGCAAUGUCAGAACAGUAAACUUGUCUUAGAGCCAGCUAAACAUGGAUUGCAUCGAGUGAUCUUUCUCUCCUGCUGAGACUGAAAACAAAGUUGACAAGAGCUCUCCUCCAUUCUGGGAGAUACACUCAAAAUUAACAAAGCCUGCUGAAGGGUUUGUAAGCUGGCCAUUUGAGAUUUUGAAGAUUUGGGGCAUACAUGCGGAAGGUUGAGUAUUUGUCCCCAGACUGGUCAAGUUGUUUCAGAACACACAUUAAUUGCAUUUUAUGACUGAAAGCCUAUUGACAUAUUUUAAGUAUUGUCGCAAGAUAAAUGUGUAGGCCUUAAAGUGAAAAAAAUGUGAAAGCUUUUUGCAGCUGGUUAAUUGCACUGUUACAAAGCUAAUCAAUAAUAAAAUUGAUUUUUGUUUCUUGUGACAAUA